AUGCGCAACCUCAGAAAUGUGCGUCUUGUCGAGACGCAGAUUGAAGGCGACCUUCCUCUGACUGCCACGACAUGGGACACUUCGUCAGACUCGGUGGUGUGCACCUUUGGUCCCGCGGAGAACAACCCAAUCAUAGAAGUGCGGCGAAAGCGCCCCGAGGUCAUUUCAACUGACCCCCUCUCGCCUGAAUCACUUGAAUGUAUUGCAUCCUGGGAUGCUCCAUGCCCCCUGCCAGAUCUGGCAUGUGAUCGCAUACUUUCUCUGCACUUCUUCGCCGACAGCUUGACUACCUGUCUAGUCUUGGAGGGAGGAGAUAUCGUCGUCGUUCGCGAAGAGCCUCUUCCCAAUGAAGACAAAAUUGAGAUUGUGGGCUCAGUUGACGUCGGAAUCACCGCUGCAGCAUGGUCCCCUGACGAGGAGAUGUUGGUUCUCACUACUAGAGCCCAGACAUUUUUGUACAUGACCAGAGACUUUGAGAACGUGGCCGAUAUCACCAUCUCCCCCAAGGAUCUGCAAAGUUCACAGCAUGUGUCCGUUGGAUGGGGUAAGAAGGAGACACAGUUCCAAGGAAAGCGAGCCAAGGCUCUUCGGGACCCGACGGUGCCAGAGAAGAUCGACCAAGGAAUCCUGAGUAGCAACGACAACGGUGGCACUACAAUCAGCUGGCGCGGAGAUGGUGCCUAUGUUGCAGUGAACAGUGUCGAGGCCGAUUCUCGUCGUGUGAUCAGAGUUUACUCCCGAGAGGGUACUUUAGACAGCGUGAGCGAGCCUGUUGAUGGUUUGGAAGGCGCCUUGAGCUGGCGUCCCUCUGGAAGCCUCAUUGCAGGAAUUCAACGAAUCGAGAACCGAGUUGAUGUUGUAUUCUUCGAGCGAAAUGGACUCCGACAUGGCGAGUUCUCCCUUCGCCUAACCGAGGCUGAGAUGAGCACUUGGGCUUCUAGCAUUCACCUUGCCUGGAACGUGGACUCGACUGUACUUGCUGUGAAGUUCCUGGAUCGCGUGCAGUUCUGGACAACGGGUAACUAUCAUUGGUAUUUGAAACAAGAUAUUCCCAUUUCGAUUGUUUCAGGUUCCUCUCUUUCCUACUCCUUCGAAUGGCAUCAGGAGAAGGCCUUGCGAUUAAUCGCCGGCUCUUCAGGUUCGAUCAUGGAUGCGGAAUAUGUGUUCGACAUUACCCAUGGAUCUACCUCCAUUCCGGACGAUGUCGGUGCUACUGCGGUCAUUGAUGGAAAGAAUCUCAAGUUAACGCCACUGCGUCUCGCCGGUGUUCCACCUCCUAUGGCACACAAUGAACUUACCUUGGAGUCCAAUGCCAUCGACGUUGCAUUCAGCAAAUCAGGAACUAGAAUUGCCGUGCUCAUGAACAACAGAUUCUCCAUCUAUCUUUGGUCUCUGAAGAGCCGACCAGUCCCAGUUCCAAUCCUGGAGUCGAGCUAUCCCUUAUCAGAUGCCACAGAAAGUCGCCCUCGGCAGAUUGCGUUCUUGGAUGAAAAUGAGGUGUAUGUACUCAAAGACGACGGGCCAAACUCCAGCCAUAUUGAGCGAACUCAUCUGGAAACUCGAGUCACCGACUCAGUAUACCAAUCUGCAGACUCUGAGCAGUUAGCAUCAAUCUUUGCUGGCAUUGGACACCAAGCUUUGUGGCUGGCACAUACCCCUCAGCCAUCUCGCCCUGUCUGCUACUCGAGUAUUGAACCUUCACUGGAGGGCGUCAGUAUCGCACCCUGGGCUGAAAGCCCCAACAUUGACAGCCAUUGGGCUCGAGCUGUCUCUAUCUCUGAUCAGGAGCGCGUUUUGAUCACAAUGACGAGAACAGGUGGCUUGUACGCGAACAAAAGGGUUCUUGCGCGCAACUGCACAUCUUUCCUUGUGACUCCUUCCCAUCUCCUGUUCACCACCUCCCAACAUCUAUUGAAGUUUGUUCAUCUGAACCACGUGGAAGAGAUGGAAGUCCCCGAUGAUACUCCAGAGACCGAUGAACGUUGCAGAAGCAUCGAACGUGGCUCUAAGCUCGUUUCUGUGAUACCCUCAAUCUUUGCGGUAGUUCUCCAAGCUCCCCGUGGAAACAUCGAGACUAUCUAUCCCCGUGCUCUUGUCUUGGCUGGAAUUCGUACAUUCAUCGACCAGAAGAAAUACCGCUCUGCAUUCCUUGCGUGUCGCAGCCAGAUGGUUGACCUCAACAUCCUUCAUGACUAUGCCCCCGAACAAUUUAUGGAGAACGUUGGCUUGUUCAUCGACCAAGUGAAAAAGAUUGAAUACAUUGACGACUUCAUCUCACGCCUGUCUGAGGAUGAUGUGUCACAAACACUAUACAAGGAUACACUCAAAAUAUCUCAAACUGUAUCGGCGGCGGUUGCACAGCCAGAUGGCCAAGCUACUGCCCCGGUACUCAAGUUGGGCAAGAAAGAGAGCAAGAUCAACAAGAUCUGCGAUGCCUUCUUAACAACUCUCCAGCCACGCAUUGACACUAACCUGCAGAAUCUGAUCACAGCCCAUGUUUGCAAGUCUCCCCCAGACAUGGAGGCCGGACUUGCUCUUGCGGCAGGUCUGAGAACACAAAACCCCGAACAAGCUGAAGAUGCCAUUGAACACAUGUGUUUCUUGACAGAUGCACACAGGCUCUACUCCCAUGCAUUGGGAAUGUAUGAUCUGGAGCUAACCUUGCUGGUUGCCCAACAGGCUCAGAUGGAUCCUCGUGAAUAUCUUCCAUUCCUGCGUAAACUGCAACAGCUGCCUGAACUUCGACGUCAAUUUGAAAUUGACAACCAUCUCACUCGCUUCACCAAGGCUUUGAAUCAUUUGUAUGCUCUCAAUGCCCAUGAUGAGAUCCGGGCAUAUGUCGUCAAGCAUGUCUUGUAUAAGGAGGCGCUCGAACUUUACAAGUACCAAAGCGAGCAGCAACGAGAAGUCACUGAGCUUUAUGCAGACUAUCUUCAGGAUCAGUCCAAAUACAAGGACGCUGCAAUUGCUUACGAGUCUCUUGAACUUUACGAAAGCGCUUACAAGUGCUAUAACCUAGCACACAAGUGGCGCGAGUCGCUGUACUGUGCCAUGCUGGCAUCUCUUCCGGAGCAGGAGCUUGCUGACCACGUUGACGCCCUCGUCAACACCCUUGUUGAUGAAAACAAAGAUUACGUCUCAGCAGCAACGAUUUACGCCGACCACUUGCAAGACUACAUCACGGCUGCACGACUUCUUUGCCGGGGAUCCAAAUUCGCCGAUGCCGCUCGUCUUCUCACCCUGCACGGCAAGCGGGACAUGGUUGCUGAUAUCGUCGACUCAGGCCUAGCGGAAGCCAUGGGCAACAUGACCGACUUACUUGCGGACUGCAAAUCUCAACUCAAUGCCCAAGUCCCGCGACUGCGCGAACUGCGUCAACUUCGUGCGGCCGACCCACUCGCCUUCUACGGUGGCGACCCCACCGGCGGCGAGGGCGGCGUUGACAUCCCAGAUAACGUUUCACUGGCCCCUACAGACGCAUCUACUCUUGCUGGCCGCUCCAUGUUCACCCGGUACACAGGCAACACUGGUAAAACCGGCAAGACUGGAAUGAGCCGGCACACGUCCAAGACACGCCGUCGCGAGGAGCGCAAGCGUGCUCGGGGUAAGAAGGGCACUGUGUACGAAGAGGAGUAUCUGGUCAACAGUAUUCGCCGACUCAUGGAACGAGUCAACUCGAGCAUACCAGAAGCCGAGACUCUGGUCGAUGCUUUGUUGCGCCGCGGCAUGCGAGAGCGUGCAGCUGCCAUUGAGAAAGCUCUGCAGGAAGUCCUCACUAUGGGUGCUGAUUGCCGAGAUGAGGUCUUCGAGGUCCCUCCUCCUAAAGCAAAGACCGAGGAAGACGAGGAAGACGAGAAUGCCGACCCUAUGCCAUCUGCCACUGGAGGUGCGAAUGUACUUGCGGAGAGUAUCGCUAUUGUUGAGGGCGGUGCUGCUGCUCGUGUCAAGGAGAUUCCUGUCGUCAAAGAGAUGCGAAAGUCUUCUCUCCUUGCUUGA
Messenger RNA from Penicillium salamii, 3996 nucleotides. Lineage: Eukaryota; Fungi; Ascomycota; Eurotiomycetes; Eurotiales; Aspergillaceae. The record is from the annotation of a GenBank genome assembly.